Molecule: messenger RNA, 4635 nt
Organism: Hylaeus volcanicus
Lineage: Eukaryota; Metazoa; Arthropoda; Insecta; Hymenoptera; Colletidae
Exons: 8
Coding region: 2022-3203 (393 amino acids)
Cellular component (GO): dystrophin-associated glycoprotein complex; sarcolemma
Source: RefSeq, a predicted model, not a curated record
GAAACUUUCUUGACUCGUCGAGUCCGGGGAAUACCGCUUGGAUCGGUCGAAAAGAAAAAAAAGAAAAAGGCUACGGAGGGAAGAAAAAGGUACGCAUUUCUUUGGGUCGUUUUCGUGGAAGCAUUCCUGGCGGACGGCGUCACCUGCGCGGCUCUCCGCGCGAUUUGAGGCCCGCCGACACCUGGUGCCCCGACUUUGGUGAACACAACUCUUUGGUGGGGUAUCGGGAGCCUCGUUGGGACGCGCGAAACCGGAGACUUCAGUUGUCACCGCGACACCGGCCGAGCAACAUUGCGGUUUGUUUAUCGCUCGAAGCGACGAUCACCGGUCCCCGCGCACCUAUUCGAUAACGCCGGCUUCGGUCAACCAUUUCGGAAUAACACACACUGGAACAAUACACCGUUUGGAAGACAUCCGGUAACCGGAUAGCUCUGUAGAGGACAGAGAGGACGGGCUCACUCGAUAAUAACAAUUCUGCUGAAUUCGUCGAGGAAGACGAAUUCAUCGGGACGCGUGAAACGGGAGACGUCAGUUGUCAUCGUGGACAUCGGACGCGACGGAUCGGUGUAUUUCAGAAUUUUUAUCGAGGAUAAAAAUAGCGAUGGAUGGACUUUGGAGUUGUGGAUACUCGGGGACCCCGAGAAUCUGGAAGGGCAGGAGUUUGGGAGAGUAGGAGACUAGGUGUCUGAAAGUCAGGAGGCGUGAGAACCUGGAGGUUUGAAAAUUUAAGUAUCCAAAAGUGUGGAAAUCCAGAAGAUUGUAGUAAUUCAGAAUUCUUAGGAGUUCAGAAGCUUAGGAGUCUGGAAACUUAGGGGUCCAGAAGCUCAGGAUACCAGGAGUCUAAAAAUCAAAAAAUUUGGAAGACUAAAAAUGCAGGAGUCUGGGAACCUAGAAAUCUAAAAGUCUAGGAACCUGAGAAUCUAAAAAUCUACAAAUCUAGGAGUGCAAGAACCUAGAAAUCUAAAAGUCUAGGAGUCUAAGAACCUAAAAAUCUAAAAAUCUGAAAACCUAGAAAUGCAGGAGUCUAAGAGCCUAGGAAUCUAAAAGUCUAGGAGUAAGGACCUAGAAAUCUAAAAGUCUAGGUGCCCAGGAACCUGGAAAUCUAAAAAUUGGAAAACCUAGAAACGCAGGACUCUAAGAAUCUAAGAAUCUAAAAGUCCAGGAGAGCCUAAGAACCUAAAUAUCUAAAACUCCAGAGAUCUAGAACCCUGGGAGCCCAGAAGCCCAAAAGCCAAAGAGCCCAGAGUCUUAAAACACUCAAAACUGACGAAUGCAAACACGUCGCAUGUCAUCGCGACACCAGCCAAGCGACACCCCGCAGUUCGUCUAUUUAAGACCGAGGGAUACGCCAGGAAUGUAUCGCCAGCCCUUGGAUACCGAUCAACGGCGUGAAACGGUGGUCUCCGUGCUUUCCGUCGAUUUUCGUCGCAUCCGGUGCAACGUGUGCCCCGUUAACUCCACGUGGUGCGUGAUUUCCGAACUGUGAACGAUUCGCCUAACGGACAGAUUUAUUUUUGGAUUUACGUUUGAACGACUGGAAGGAUCUCUUCCAGAAACCGUGCGACUGGUUUCCAGACCGAGGUUAUCGCGAACCAGUCGAAGACUGUCGGUGAUCGAGGAACUCUACGCUCUCGCCUAUGCUUCUGCAAUUACAUAACCGCGUGCUUAUUCGAAUUCGUAGAACAUCUGCAUCGUAUUUUCAUUUGAAUCGUCCACCGUUCGCCCGUGACCCGAAUCAUUAAUCUUCGAGGGAAUCGAUCGGAAUGGAACUCGCUUCGGUGGAAAUUGACGGAAGACGCUUUUAGGGGCUGGACGCGGAAUCGACGUCGUGACUCAUGCCCAGGCGAGAAUAGCGCAGGUGUGCAUCCGGGAAGUCGAAGAUUUGCGGUUUAAAAACGGAGAGCGGCGUGCGAGGCGCAGUUUCUCCGGUCGUCGAACGAAAUCGAGAUAUGAGCUGACGAGGAAAUUCAGGCGUCGUAACUUCACAGCCGCCGGAAGUGGAAAAAGGAAGAAUCGCCAGGAUGCCGGGCGAGGUGCGCGCGCAGCCCUUAGGCUCGACGACAUACGACGGUAGCACGAUGCAACCGGACGAGGAGAUUCAGUACGCGCCAAGGAGCCGUCCUGUCAGCUUUUACGACAAUUUUAAGGACGCGUCCAUGGUGACACCUUGCGUGACUUCCGCCUUCAGCGCCGACAAUUUGAGUCAGGUUCGCGACAACGGCAUCAGCACGUCGAUGGCCGCGGCCAACAACAACAACAACAACAACAAUAGAGUGAGCAACGCAGUCAGCGCUGGAAACGUGUCGAAGAUCCACAACACCAAAGUCACGGGUGCCGUGUCGACGGGGAACAUCGGCAGAAUCUACAGACCAGAGAAGGACAAGGAACUCGGUCGUGCCCCAUCGAUGGCCAAUUGUCUGUCCACCACGGUUCCCGUUAAUCUGGCAGCCUCGCAAAUCGCUGGCAGGCAUACACCCACCAGGAAUUCCCUCAGGCACAGCAGGAUGAUUGUACUUCAUCGCAGCGGCCAUCGACCACAAAAAUUCCUCCCACCGUUGGUUUACCAUGGUCGACUCGGACGAUGCCUAGCUGCUCUGCAAACGAUUCUCGGUGUCGCUGUGACGUCGCUGUCGUUAUGGCUGCUGCUUUGGGCACCUCACUUGCCUGUCGCAGAUAAUCCCUACUGGAGCGGUAUGCCGUUGUUGCUGUCGGGAUGCUUCGGGAUUUGCUUGCUGUGCUGCUUCAAGAAGGAGUACCCUGGGAUGAGUCCUGGAUUCUGUCUCUCGUCGACGAAGUUACUCAGCUUGUUCCUGGCGACCCUGGCGACGGUGACCUGCUCCAUCGCCUGUGUGUUCUCAGCGAUGCACCUGUUGCGUCUAAUGCAACUGGAAUGCAACGCUGCCCGCUUAGAGAGCGAGACCUGCGUGUGCAGACCGCCUACGGUCCCGUCGAAUUCCACCGAAUCGGCGGUAAGGUACGUAGACCUGAACUGUCCGGAGGUCGAGAGCAUCUUGACCAUGCUUCUCAUCUUCUCCUGCACCUGCAACGCCGUGGGAGCUUUCCUAGCCGGCUGGUACACGUACCUCCACUGGAGCACCAGGAACAAGAGGCCCAAGUACAUGCAAGUCAGAACCGGUCCCAACGCAGGGAACAACUUCCUCAGCGGCCGACCUAUAUACAAUCCAAAUCUGAACGAACGAUGACAAUUUUCCCAAGAAACGAACGAGGACACCUCGUAUCUUAGGUACUCUUCCCUAACGAUGGACGAUGGAGUGCUUUAACUCGAGCAACGAACGACCAUGGCAUCUCAACGACGACUGUUGCAGUGCUCCUUAGACGAUAGAUUACGAAAACGACAAUAAGGAAUUACGAAUGCGACAAGUCUCUAGUUGCGACGAUGAACGACACGAUGUAACUUCUUGGACUGUUCAAUGGAAAUAAAGUGGCGGGGGAGUGCGUAGACAAGGCCUCCAUUUGAGCGUAAAUCUCCAUCGAGGUUGUAACAUGCUUCAGGAUUCCCAUGGUGACCUAAAGAUUCAUCCAACUUUCCCGGACUACUUGCAGAAAAUAAACUAACGAAGCAACUAACGAACUAGCGAACUAGUCCUCGAUCUGAGAGUGAAAUUACGAAUGACCCCCUUUAGCGAAAGGAUCAUUCGCGAACUUUGGAUUAGAACGAUCCAAUCCAUUAGAAAAUAUUUGAUUACGAAGAACGAUUGCGAAGUUGUGGAUCAAAGCGAGACCAAAAAACGUCUGUUAACCCCAAAUAGUGUUCGAUUAACAUAAGUACUUUAAUUUUUACAUAAGUACUUUAAUAUUUAUUGUAUCGUAAACGAUGUCUACCGUAUUGUUAAUUAGAACUACUCUGCAUUUAACGACACGCGAAUGCACUUUGAUUUAUGGUAGUUGCGCAAGCUCGUUGCCAACGCGGAGAAAGGAUUGGAGAAUUAAGUGCGGACGCGGUUACAUAUCACUAAAUUGUAUAGAGUAAGAAGGAGGCGUAUCUCCUCUUUUUAUCGUCGAGAAUUAUUUAUAUUAAAUAAAUUCGUAGGAAGUGUAACGUAUAGAAUUCAGGGAAAUUUGAAAUUCAGGAAAAUUCUUCGUGCGUGUAGUGUAUGUACAAGGAAACGUUCAUGGCUUCGAGUGUUGAUAAUAAUUUAACAGAUAACGGGUCAACCCACGUGUGGUCGAUUUCCACGUGGAUCGUCAGUAUUUUAGGUGUAAUUUGUAAGCGAACGUCUCGUGAAUGUGUGGUUGUACGUGCUCGUAUACAGUGAGUCACAGAAGUAUAACCGCCGUUGACCUCCCAUUGUUGAUAUCUUUCUCUUGAAGGAAUCUCGCCCAUAAAAUAUUAAUAUUAUAUAUUAAUUAAGCUAUCGAGCUUAACAAUUUCUCCAACGCCUCUGGAACUCACUGUAUCCUUGCAGAGAUGAACUUUAACGACGAGUGAAAGCUUUUUAACUUAAACACGUCUUCGAUUUUAUACCUCAUCGCGAGUACCGCGUAAGAAGCUAGUUUUUAAGAUUUUUAAAUCAAUAAAGUGUACCGUAGCGAUACGAGAAACAUUUUACCAGAAGCGAUGUAAGGAAGGAAAUAAAAAAAAAAAAAAAAAAAGUUUCAGUAUUAGAAAUGAAA